This is a messenger RNA of Misgurnus anguillicaudatus (oriental weatherfish), 2731 nucleotides long. RefSeq names its product G protein-coupled receptor 39 (gene gpr39). NCBI's taxonomy places the organism in Eukaryota, Metazoa, Chordata, Actinopteri, Cypriniformes, Cobitidae. Gene Ontology annotation, cellular component: membrane. Gene Ontology annotation, biological process: G protein-coupled receptor signaling pathway. Gene Ontology annotation, molecular function: G protein-coupled receptor activity. The record is from RefSeq and is a predicted model, not a curated record.
GAGAGAGAGAGAGAGAGAGAGAGAGAGAGAGAGAGAGAGAGCUCUGAGAAAGGUCCAUCAGGACACACCCUUUCCUUCCAAAGGUAGUUUACGUGACUAAUGGUUCCACCGUGUACGGGCCUGUUGUGUUCAACUCUCGUGUACUGGGCUUCAUUUGUUUAACUCUAAUCAUUAACUAAGAGUAGAGCCGAAGCUUUCAAACAUAACUGGAAUUCCACUCGCAGAGGAAGAACUCAAGUCUGCUGCUGGCCAAACCAUCAUACAAACAGAGCAACGACGUGUUCGUGAGAAAUGGAGAAGACUGAGAUUUGUUGAGGUGAGAGCAGAGCUGUGUUGGAUGAUGGCCUUUCGGUUUGAAACUAAACGUGGUGAUUUUUUCAGUGAAAAGCAAAUGUGAUUUUCCAAGGCAGUUUGACGAUUCCUGAUGUUGAUAACGGUGAGAUAAGCAGGACUAAAGUCAAAGACUGGGAGCGCCGCGUCAAAAGCGAUAUCAAAAAGGGUGACAUCAUGGAGCACAACGAGGAAACACAGAUUGACUGGAAAAGACUGGAGCCGAAAUACGCGGUAAAGAUCUUCCUCACUGUGCUGUACAGCUUCAUCCUCAUCCUCGGCAUUCUGGGAAACAGCGUUACCAUUCACGUGGCGCAGUUGCUCCAGAGAAACGGGUACCUGCAGAAAAACGUCACCGAUCACAUGGUGAGCCUGGCCUGCUCCGAUUUAUUGGUGCUAUUGAUCGGCAUGCCCGUGGAGCUCUACAGUGCCAUCUGGUCUCCAUUUACAUCCACCUCUGGUGAUGCUGCUUGCAAGAUCUACAACUUUUUAUUUGAGGCGUGCAGCUAUGCCACGAUACUGAAUGUGGUCACGCUGAGUUUUGAGCGUUACCUUGCCAUCUGCCACCCGUUUCGUUACAAAGCCUUAAGUGGCAGCCGUACGGUGAAACUCCUGCUCUUGGCGUGGCUCUGCUCCGCCUUCGUGGCUUUGCCGCUGCUUAUUGCCACAGGAACAGAAAUCCACAGCACACCGGUGCAAAACGUGACGUUCUGCACAAACCUGAACGAGCACUGGGUCAUGUAUCGCACCAGCAUCUUCACAGCGUUUAUUCUUUAUCUACUCGUCCUGGGUGGAGUGGCCUUCAUGUGCAGAGGAAUGAUUCUCGUGCUUCGUGCCCCGUUGGGCCCCAGCGACGUGGCAGCAAAUGGAGCUGGGCGGGGCGUCCCCAAACACGAGAGUGCCCGGAUAAAAGCGUCACGGAAAACAAGCAUCCUCUUCUUGGUGCUGAUCGUCUGUGCUUUGUUUCUGUGCUGGAUGCCAAAUCAGAUCCGUCGGCUGAUGACGGCGGCUGUGCCCAAGUCCUCGUGGACCGUGAGCUAUCUCAGCAGCUACGUGAAGCUUCAUCCGGUGGCGGACACCUUCUUCUAUUUGAGCUCAGUGCUGAACCCGCUGCUGUAUAAUCUCUCAUCGCGCCAAUUCCGCUCGGCCUUCUGCCACACACUCCUGUGCCGUCUGUCGCUCCAGCAUGUCAACAAACGGACACUGGAGAGCAGUCAAGCCUCGAGGAGCUCCGGUAACACGAUACGACCCCUGCUGCGCAGAUCUUUAAACCGUAUAAUAAGAGCCACUGGGGAAGGAUCGACUGGUCCGUCGUCAGGAGAGAUUCAAACAGACCAGUCCAUCACCGAGCAUCCUGCUGCCAUAGAGAGGCUCGCCUCUCACCCUCAGGAGGAACAAACGAAUGAGGAGACAAAUCCAACGACCAUGAUAGAAGAACAAACUCUCUGUCCAGUACUACAGACAAACAUGGUCUAAAGAAAAUAACAUUAACUCGUUCAAAAUACAUUUUUUAUCUCUUUCUAUGAACCUAAACUGGCUGACCAUUUCAGUGCCACCUGAACACUCGACUGCUUCAGGUCUCCACCCGACUUCACUGCUCUCUACCCGACUGCACCUGACUUUUGUUUACAAACAGAGAGGAAUCAGCUCCAGGUUAUACAGUACUGUGCAAAAGUCUUAGGCUACCACCACCAGACUUGUUGUUUUAGAAGUUUUACACUAUAUAGUUUCCAUGUAAAAAUGACUUACAGCUCCCCCAUGUGGUUGAAAAGCGCAACAGUGCCUGGUAUCAGACACUCUUCUGCAGGCAGGGGGAGGGGCGGGGCUGUGUGCUCUACCCUCCACCGCCACUUUCAGAGUGCGCUUGUAGCAGCUAGGAGGCUGCUCAGGUUGCAGCAACAGUACAAUUUGUACAGUUAAAAGUUGUUCUAUCACUGAAAUAAUUUUAGUGACAUUAUUUAAAGGAAAAAAAAACGAUACAAACAAAAAAUACAAGAAAUAUGUACACAAAAUUAAAAAAUAAAAUUUUCUGGACUAAAUGUUUUCUUUAUGCAUUGUCUGUGUUUAGUGUGACCUCUCUUGGCACUAAACACAUCUUAAGCUUUUUUGAGCCGAAUUAAGUAAAAAUCUUUAAAAUUUCAUUUAGGUUUAAGAGAUCCUGUAGUUUCCUGCUAUUGCUCAAGUGGAAGGGGAUUUUACCCUUAAAACUUCACACAUCAGUUUAUACUUUCAUACAGUUUUUAAUACUAUAUACACAUUUCCUGUAUUUUCUGGAUGUGUUCUAUUAAAGACAAUGAGAAACAAUUACAUAUGAUCACAAUAACAUUGCAAAAACAACAAAUCUAAAUCUGGCAUGGUGGCCUAAGACUUUUGCACAGUACUGUAUGUCAGCAGCAGUAAU